Molecule: messenger RNA, 1251 nt
Organism: Jatropha curcas
Lineage: Eukaryota; Viridiplantae; Streptophyta; Magnoliopsida; Malpighiales; Euphorbiaceae
Product: phenylacetaldehyde reductase
Biological process (GO): steroid biosynthetic process
Molecular function (GO): oxidoreductase activity, acting on the CH-OH group of donors, NAD or NADP as acceptor
Source: RefSeq, a predicted model, not a curated record
UCCAUUCAGAAUAGGGACUAUAUUUGUUCUUCUUCAAAUUUGUGGGAGAGAAAAUGAGUGGAAAAGGCAAAACAGUGUGUGUAACAGGAGGGUCAGGUUACAUAGCUUCAUGACUUGUGAAGCUCUUACUCCAGAGGGGUUAUACAGUUAAAGCUACUGUUCGUGAUUUAAAUGAUCCUAAGAAAACAGAACACUUGCGUACACUUGAUGGAGCCAAAGAAAGGCUUCAAUUAUACCAAGCAAGUUUAAUGGAUGAAGGAUCUUUUGAUUCUGCAGUUGAUGGAUGUGAAGGUGUAUUUCACACAUCAUGUCCAUUAUAUCAUAUAAAUGAUAUACAGGCAGAAUUGAUUGAUCCUGCAGUAAAGGGAACGAUAAACGUUCUCAAGUCAUGUGUGAAAUUCACUUCUGUCAAGAGAGUGAUCAUAACAUCUUCAAUGGCUUCAGUUAUCUUCAAUGGCAAACCUUUGACAUCUGAUGUGGUAAUUGAUGAGACUUGGUUUUCAGAUCCUGCUUAUUGCAAGUCAAUAGAGCCUUUAUAUUUAUACGCAAAAACCAUAUCUGAGGAGGCAGCAAGGAAAUUUGCAGAAGAAAAUGGACUUGACAUGAUCACACUACAUCCUAGUUUUGUGAUUGGUCCUUUCUUACAGUCAACUGUAAAUCUCACUGUGCAGUUGAUUCUGAACUACAUGAAUGGAGAAACAUUUCCAAAUACAAUAUACAGAUUUGUUGAUGUUAGAGACGUUGCAUUAGCGCAUGUUCAAGCUCUGGAACUACCUUCAGCUAAUGGCAGAUAUUGUUUAUCAGGAAGAGUUGUACAUUUUUCUGAGUUCUUGAAGCUUGUUCAUGAGCUGUACCCUAAUCUGCAUCUUCCUGAGAAAUGUGAAGAUGACAAGCCUUCUGUCCCGAAAUAUGAGAUUUCGAAGGAGAAAGCUAAAAAGUUGGGUGUCAAGUUCACUCCCUUGGAGGUCAGCGUUGUGGACACCAUUGAAUGCUUGAAAGAGAAGGGCUUUCUUAGUUUCUGAUUCACACUAUUUAUUCAAGAAGAUGAGAAAUACAAAUGAAUUUUGUUUGCAUUACAGUAUAUUUUUUCUGUUUGACACUAGACUUGUUGUUCUUGAUGAACCCCAAAUUGUUGUAAGUCCAGAAGUGUUGUGAUACAGAUUGUAUUUGGAAAAAUUUUAUUUGUUGUGAAAGUAUGAUGUAUGUUAUGACUCACACAUCUUGGAAUAAAUUCUUUUCUUUUUUUUUUUU